AAACGUAGGACGAAACGUCUAUGCGAACCGACUUUAAAAGUUGGACAUCUUUUUUUUUUUUCAGCCUCUACCCUGUCGUCACAGGAAUACACCGCAAACUCGACCAGGACGUUGUGAUGUCCGGCUACAUGAUACCGAAAAACACCGUCUUGAGAACCGAAAUAUUUGUAAGUGGGAGACUGGAGGAAAACUUCACAAGAGCUUCGGAAUUCAUCCCAGGCCGAUGGCUUCGUGGCAGCGGUGACCGGGCAAGUGAACGUCUCGGAAAAUGGACGCAUCACCCUUUUGCUUCGCUACCAUUCAGCUCUGGUGUACGGAUGUGCAUUGGAAGAAGGAUAGCUGAAAUGGAAAUGUGUAUACUCAUUGCAAAGGUGCUGCAAACAUUCAGAGUGGAGAAUCACCAUGGGGACAUUGGCUUCCUUUCACAGCUUACAAGUCGUCCACAAAAACCAGCCAGACUCCGCUUCAUUCAACUCUAGCACAAAAUUCAUACGCGAAGGUGGUGUUUCUGAGUCACUAUGAUUAGUUUUAAUAAAGUAAAUUUG
This is a messenger RNA of Dermacentor andersoni, 545 nucleotides long. Lineage: Eukaryota; Metazoa; Arthropoda; Arachnida; Ixodida; Ixodidae. The record is from RefSeq and is a predicted model, not a curated record.